GAUGGUUUGUCGUCGUUUCAGCUCCUUGGGCGUUUCAGCAUGGCGCAGGGCUCGGCAUUGAGCGAGCUGGUCCGUCAUCGCGCUUUCACAGUCGUGAGCGACGGCUCGGGUGCAGCCGUGGUGGAAAGGUAAGGGCUGCGCCUCCCCAACCUCUCCGUCUUCUGCGGCUCAAGAUCAAGAUUCAGUUCACUCGAUAGCUGGAGAACCCUCACUCCAGUUGGUCCGACCUUCAAAACUAGCGAAAACUGUUACGAUCUGUUAAGCUCUACUCAAUUAGCCAUGCCCAGCAUGAACGAUCUCCUCACAGCCGCCGGGGCGAUGGACCUCGGCCUGAUCAAACCUGGCGGCGUCGAUGCUAGCAGCGUCUCCAUGAUCGCGGGAGCGAUGGUUCUGUCCUUCAUGCCGCUGUCCGCUUCCCACCUCAUCUGUCUCCUCGCCGGCGCCUUGCUGUUCCUGGCCGUGCAGGCGCUGAGCCCGAGCGUCUCCCGCGCACGGCUGCCCAAGGGCAAGGCCAGCCCCGCCCGCAGGGCCCCCAGGCUCCAGGAGUCGGGUCGGGCGAAAGGGGGGCUCGAGGUCCGAAGUCUUCAAACGCUUUCGUCGGUUUUCGGCGGGCUUCCAGCCUUGGGAUGUUCUCCAGCGGCUGCGCCUCGCCGAGGGCGUCCGGGCGCGGGCCCGGGUCCUCCCGAAGGGCCGCCAGCGACUCGAGUUGUGACCCGAGAACCAGACGACGAAGCUCGCUCGGAGGAGAUUGGGAAACUGCAACUGCUGCAUGCAGCUUGUUUCGCCCCGCCGACGAGGCGCAGUCCUCGAUACAUGAACGCCUCCCAGCGCCGGGAGCAGGGCAAGACCAGCUUACGCCCCCACCCCUUUUCACCCGACCCGACCAGGGCGCUUCGCGGAAGCUGGCCCCCCCCGUCAUUGCGAGGCCCGUGGCCAGGGCUCCUCUGGUCGCCUCGCCGAGGUCAGAGGCCUGGAGGCCCAGCGUCCAGCCCGUGGCGGCGCCGACGUUCGCCGGCCAGGGCUGGGACGCCGAGGUGCAGGAGCUGCUCGCCCAGCUGACGCCCACGGCCGAGACCCACGAGGCGGUCGCGAGGGUGGCCCAGGCGGUGCGGGCCGUGGUUGCGCGGGUCCUCCCGGGGGCCGAGGUCACCAGCUUCGUCGGCGCCAGCCUCACCAGCGGCAAGGCCUUCGGCGUCGCCGUGCCGGAGGUGGACGUGGUGAUCAGCGCCCCCUACGCCGCGCUGGUGCGGAACCGCUGGCAAGGCCGGCAGCCUGGCAGCGGCUGCUCUGCACAACAGUUGCGCAAGUCCGCGGUCCGCGCGUGCACCGACCGCUUGGUGUCCGACGGCGGUUUCAGGUUCAGGCGCUCUGCGUUUCGCGGAGACGAGCCAAGGGUUACCAUCGUUUCAUCGCCAGCUUUGCAGUCCGUGCCGAUGAAUUUGUCAGUCAACGCGCUGACGCCGCUCUGCAACGCCAUGCUCAUCGCCGAGUGCACCCGCAUGGACCCGCGCACGCAAGGACUUGUGCUGCUCGUCAAGCGUUGGGCCAAGGACCGUGGCCUUUGCCACGUCGCCAGGGGCCACAUGUCGCUGUACUCCUGGACGGUCCUGACGGUUUUCUUCCUCCAGACGGGCGCUGGAGGUCUGCUGCCGCCGCUGGCAGGGCUGGAGACGCCGUCUGGCCUUGCUGUGGAGGGUCAGCCUGGAUUUCGGGCUCCGACGAUGACUUCCAAUGCGCUCCCCGACCUCUCCGUGGGUGACCUGUUCAGGGCGUUCUUCCGCUUCUACGGCUCCGAGUUCGAUUGGCGGGCCGAGAGCGUGUCGGUGCGCUCGGGGGAGCGCGGGGCCUCCGGGGCGCUGCCGCUGCUGCCCGUCCACAUCGUGGUCGGAGACGACGGCAAGACCACGGAGGUGGGCCCCAGCGUCGAGGAUCCCUUCGACGGCACGAAGAAUAUCGGCGCGUGCACCACCGCCGCCAGCCUGCAGCACCUUCACGCGGCGCGGGGGACAGAGCAAAGAAGAAGAAGCAGCUCAACACAGCUCGCCCUGACCUUCUCGCGUGCCGCUCGCCCGCACGUUCUCACGACGGGGCGGCCUUCUUUAGCACCCGCCUCACCCGCUUCUCGAAUCCCUUCAGUGCGCAGGCGAUCUGGCGCCUGCGCAACCGCACGGCCCGGGCGAGUGAGUCCGCAGAGCGUGAAACCGAAGAAGGAGGAGGAGGAGGUUUCGCCAUCAGUUGCGGCAUGGAUUGCGCCAGGCACCCCGCGGGUCACCAACUCGAUUGAUGUUUGAGCGGGUGCACCAGCCCCAUACGUAGGCACAAAUGUACCGCGGGUUGCGCCAGGCAUUCCGCCGGCCCGCGGGCCAUCAAAUCGACUGAUGCCUCAGCGGGUGUAACAUUCCGCUGUAGGCUGUGCAAGACACCCCGCAGGCCAUCACAUCGACCGAUGCCUCAGUGGGUGCACCAUUGCACCACAGAUUGCGCCAGGCACCCCGCGGGCCACCAACUUGGUCGACGCCUGAGUGGGGUUGCUAUUGCUCUUCGUGUUGCGCCAGGCGCCCCGAGGGCCACCAAAUCGGCUGGUGCCUCGCUACGUGUACUUUCAAGAGGUGUUAAAGGAACUCUUGCAUCACUCGCUGCUAACGAGAAAGGCCAC
Messenger RNA from Prorocentrum cordatum, 2656 nucleotides. NCBI's taxonomy places the organism in Eukaryota, Dinophyceae, Prorocentrales, Prorocentraceae. The record is from the annotation of a GenBank genome assembly.